AUGCAAAAGGCCAGCUACUACACCUCCCCGCUCUUUGGGACUUACUCCUACCCGGGGGCAAACGGCUUCGGUUGCGAGGGCCCUUCUCUGCAAUCCUUCCAGCCCACGGCUCACGUGGAGAGCGAUUACCAGCGGCCCGCCUGCACCCUCCAGUCUCUGGACAACGCGGCCCCGCUGGCCAAGGCGAAGGACCUGAAUGAGAGCUGCCUGUGCCCCAGCUUGCCUCAGGAGCAUCACCCGCCCCCGCCACCCACCAACCCCAUCACCACCGGCAGCGGCAGUACCACAUCCAACACCACCGGCGGCAGCAAUAACCAUAGCCAAUCGGGGGCGGUCAAAAGUGUCCCCAGCAAAUCCAGCCUGGCCUCUAGUAACGCAGCCCUCACCAAGCAGAUUUUCCCCUGGAUGAAAGAGUCGAGGCAAAACGCCAGGCAGAAAAACAGCUCCCCCUGUGCAGUUGGCAAUGGAGGAGGAACAGGUGGUGGGGAGAUUUCUACAAGGGGGGGGAUGGGAACUGGGGGAGGUGGUGAGAAAAGCCCUCUGGGCUCCUCAGCUUCUAAGAGGGCCCGUACAGCUUACACCAGUGGCCAGCUGGUUGAGCUGGAGAAGGAAUUCCAUUUCAACCGCUACCUUUGCAGGCCGCGCCGAGUGGAGAUGGCCAACCUGUUAAACCUCAGUGAGCGGCAGAUCAAGAUCUGGUUCCAGAAUCGGAGGAUGAAAUACAAAAAGGAUCAGAAGUCAAAAGGCAUUGGGACAUCCUCCAGGGGGCCUUCCCCCUCAGGGAGCCUGCCCCAAGCCCUGCAGGCCUCUGCAGGCCUCCUGAACGCCCUGCACCCCAUGACUUCAAACUAUGAAGCACCAUCUCCGCCCUCCUUCCACAAAUUUCACCAGAAUGCCUAUGCCAUGCCCUCUGCCUACCAAAACCCCAUCAAAGGAUACCUCAGCCAACAGAAGUACACCUACAUGGCACCCAAGUACGAUUCUCAUGUCUUACAGGGUAAUGGGGGUGGCAACUAUGCCCCCACCAAUAUGCAAGGCAGCCCAGUCUAUGUGGGUGGCAACUACAUGGAUUCUAUGCCCAACUCUGCCUCAUCAUUUUACGGGCUGAACCCCCUUCAACAUCACCACCCUGCAAGCAUGGAGUACAAUGGGGCCCUCCAGAUGGGCUCCAACCAGCACCAUGGGCCUUGCAAGGGUAAUCCGACCUAUACAGACCUUUCUUCUCUCCAUGCUUCUACUCAGGGUAGAAUCCAAGAGGCGCCCAAGCUGACACAUCUGUGA
Molecule: messenger RNA, 1281 nt
Organism: Protobothrops mucrosquamatus (brown spotted pit viper)
Lineage: Eukaryota; Metazoa; Chordata; Lepidosauria; Squamata; Viperidae
Product: homeobox protein Hox-B3a-like
Exons: 5
Coding region: 1-1281 (426 amino acids)
Biological process (GO): regulation of transcription by RNA polymerase II
Cellular component (GO): nucleus
Molecular function (GO): RNA polymerase II cis-regulatory region sequence-specific DNA binding; DNA-binding transcription factor activity, RNA polymerase II-specific
Source: RefSeq, a predicted model, not a curated record